GCCAGUGCGGGACCGUGAGCGGAGCCCGCAUUCCCUACCUGCGCAGAGCCGGGUGUUACCUGCCCAACCUGUCGAGGCGCGCGGUGGCGACUGGAGAUCUCAGCUGGGGACAUGGUUCGGAGGGACGUCCGCUUCUGGUAGCCGAUUGAGGAAAGAAUCUUUGGGUGGCCCAGAGAAAGGACAGCCAACUCAAAGCCCAGCUCUUCAGAUCCUGGUGGAUAUACUACCUGCUCUAUAUCAUGGCCCUUCACCCCCGCAGAGUUCGGCUGAAGCCCUGGCUGGUGGCCCAGGUGGAUAGUGGCCUGUACCCUGGGCUCAUCUGGCUGCACAGGGACUCCAAACGCUUCCAGAUUCCCUGGAAACAUGCCACCCGGCAUAGCCCCCAACAGGAGGAGGAAAAUACCAUUUUCAAGGCCUGGGCUGUGGAGACAGGGAAGUACCAGGAAGGGGUGGAUGACCCUGACCCGGCUAAAUGGAAGGCCCAGCUCCGCUGUGCUCUCAACAAGAGCAGGGAAUUCAACCUGAUGUAUGAUGGCACCAAGGAGGUGCCCAUGAAUCCAGUGAAGAUAUAUCAAGUGUGUGACAUCCCCCAGCCCCAGGGCUCCAUCAUUAACCCAGGAUCCACUGGAUCUGCUCCUUGGGAUGAGAAGGAUAAUGAUGUGGAUGAAGAAGAUGAGGAAGAUGAGCUGGAUCAGUCACAGCACCAUGUUCCCAUCCAGGACACCUUUCCCUUCCUGAACAUCAAUGGUUCUCCCAUGGCACCGGCCAGUGUGGGCAACUGUAGUGUAAGCAACUGCAGUGUGGGCAACUGCAGCCCUGAAGCAGUGUGGCCCAAAACGGAACCUCUGGAGAUGGAAGUACCCCAGGCACCUAUACAGCCCUUCUAUAGCUCUCCAGAGCUGUGGAUCAGCUCUCUUCCAAUGACUGACCUGGACAUCAAGUUUCAGUACCGUGGAAAGGAGUAUGUGCAGACCUUGACCGUGAGCAACCCCCAGGGCUGCCGGCUCUUCUAUGGGGAUCUGGGUCCCAUGCCUGACCAGGAGGAGCUCUUUGGUCCUGUCAGUCUGGAGCAGGUCAAGUUCCCAGGUCCGGAGCACAUCACCAAUGAGAAGCAGAAGCUGUUCACCAGCAAGCUGCUAGACGUCAUGGACAGAGGACUGAUCCUGGAGGUCAGCGGUCACGCCAUUUAUGCCAUCAGGCUGUGCCAGUGCAAGGUGUACUGGUCGGGGCCAUGUGCCCCAUCACUUGUUGCUCCCAACCUGAUUGAGAGGCAAAAGAAGGUCAAACUCUUUUGUCUGGAAACAUUCCUUAGUGAUCUCAUUGCCCACCAGAAGGGACAGAUAGAGAAGCAGCCGCCAUUUGAGAUCUACUUAUGCUUUGGAGAAGAAUGGCCAGACGGGAAACCCCCGGAAAGGAAACUCAUCUUGGUUCAGGUUAUUCCGGUGGUGGCUCGAAUGAUCUACGAGAUGUUUUCUGGUGAUUUCACACGAUCCUUUGACAGUGGCAGUGUCCGCCUGCAGAUCUCGACUCCAGACAUCAAAGAUAACAUCGUUGCUCAGCUGAAGCAGCUGUAUCGCAUCCUCCAAACCCAGGAAAGCUGGCAGCCCAUGCAGUCUACCCCCAACAUGCAGCUGCCCCCGGCCCUGCCGGCUCAGUAAUCGAGAAUGCCAUCUUCCUUCUCUUUUUUUACAAUAUUGUACAUAUGGAUAUUUUUUAUUAUUCAGAUUUAACCAGCUUGUAAAACCCCUUUUCUUUCUAACAAUGUUAGUAGUUUCUGACUCUCCAAAUAUGCCUGGUUCUUAAAGUUGAUUUAAUUUAUGGAAAAAUCACCCUUUAUACUUUCCCUUUCUUUUUUAUAAACAUCCCAAUGGUAGUAGAAUUGUAGUAGAAGGAGAUUUGGACACCAGGGUUCUAACGACGGCUUUACUCUCAAUGUACGACCUUGAACCAAGUCAUUUAACCUCUGGGCUUCAGAUUCAUUACUGUCAAAGUGAAGGGGUUGGAAUGAUGCCUGAAAUAAUGCCAGCUUUAAAACUCUGACUCGAUGACCUCAUUCUACUUGUACAAGGCAAAACUGCCUGGAACAGAACCCUUCUGAAUUGUUCUUGUACCACUUUUUUUUUUCUUGCCUUCAUUAAAGUUCCCUCAGCACUGA
Messenger RNA from Myotis brandtii (Brandt's bat), 2155 nucleotides. RefSeq names its product interferon regulatory factor 6 (gene IRF6). The transcript has 9 exons. The record is from RefSeq and is a predicted model, not a curated record. Gene Ontology annotation, molecular function: RNA polymerase II cis-regulatory region sequence-specific DNA binding; protein binding; DNA-binding transcription factor activity, RNA polymerase II-specific. Gene Ontology annotation, biological process: immune system process; regulation of transcription by RNA polymerase II. Bases 240 to 1658 code for a protein of 472 amino acids. NCBI's taxonomy places the organism in Eukaryota, Metazoa, Chordata, Mammalia, Chiroptera, Vespertilionidae. Gene Ontology annotation, cellular component: nucleus.